Messenger RNA from Tyto alba (common barn owl), 3384 nucleotides. RefSeq names its product MINDY lysine 48 deubiquitinase 4 (gene MINDY4). The record is from RefSeq and is a predicted model, not a curated record. The transcript has 18 exons. Gene Ontology annotation, molecular function: K48-linked deubiquitinase activity; cysteine-type deubiquitinase activity. Lineage: Eukaryota; Metazoa; Chordata; Aves; Strigiformes; Tytonidae. Gene Ontology annotation, biological process: protein K48-linked deubiquitination. Bases 211 to 2484 code for a protein of 757 amino acids.
GCUUCCUUCCCAGGGGGAGGAGUUUUCCCUGCUUCCGAUGACUUGUCUCCACAGCAACACACCUCCAGCAACCCGACUGCACCCAGCCCGCCGCUGCCUCGGGCCUGCAGGGGUUAAAAGCCGCCCCGAUGAGCUGCAAUGCCGGCAGACUCGAACGGUUUGUUAGGUGAAGUAAAGAAUCCGCCCCCUCAGCUCACUUCGGGUUAAAAAAUGGACAACUCCUUUGUGGAAGAAGUGGCCGCAUCACUGGUGAGAGAAUUUCUCAGUAGAAAGGGUUUGAAGAAAACCAUCACUACCAUGGACCGAGAGCUUCCACGUUCUGCACUUAGCAUCAAUAACAGGAAUGAACUUCGAAACAUCCUACAUCUGCACUGCUUGUACAAACAGAACAAGGCAAAGGAGAACCCACUGAAAACACUUCUUGAAAUUAUUACUAAUUACUUCCUUGAACACUGUGGGACUUUCAGAAGCAUCAGUUCAAGUUCUGCUCUGUCAGCUCCUCAAAGUAAGAGCUCACCAUCUCAUCCACCUGACUUCUUGGAUGAAGAUCACGUGCAUGGGAGUGCCAUUAUGCCCGAUGAGAGCAAAACUCAGGUCUACAGAUAUAACGUUGAGAAUCCACUAGAUAAAAUCCUUCCAUCCAGAAAACAUCAGCACAAAAAUGAAAAAUGCCACACAGGGACAAUUCACAACAGCCACUUACCCUCUGAUGGAGAUAAGAAGUUAAAAGAUAGUCAAGAAGAUUUAAAAGCAGCAACGAUUUCUGAGGAGCUGAAAUCCACAGCGAAGGAGAAGCCAAGGCCCAGGUCUGGUCUCUUUGUGAGAGGAAUGAUGGCUGGACCAGUAGCAAGUUUGCCAGAGGAUCCACAAAAAAGGAGGCUUUCAAAACGAUCCACUAGCAUAAGCAGCACAGCACAGCUCAAGGGUGAAGAACAUGAAGAAAAUUACCUAAGUGUCCCAAGUACUGAUUUUCAAGAAAGCAAAGGAUCUGCAACACAAUUAAAUAUGGAGUUUGCAUCAAAGACUAUGUCAAGCUCACACACAAGUUCAGACUCUGAAAAACUAAGAAACAUCCCCAAAGAUACAGAUGACUCUCUUGCCAAACUUCUGUCAGAAAGAGAGAGGUCCAAGACAGAAGAAAGAAAAUCAGUUUUAAGCUUUGGUAUAGACAGCAAUGAAAAAAGCCUUAAAGUGAGUGCCCCUCACAGACAUUCAGGGGCCAUAAGAGAGAAGAGUGAAAGAUCCCUCAAGAAAAAUGAGACUCAGCUGUCAGGCCACAGGAAGUCUCCAGCAUCCACUGGCUAUAAAGAAGACCAGAUGAAAGAUGUCCUAGAAUUAGUUGAUGUUGAGGAUGAAGAAACAACUGGAGAAGUUAGUAGGAACACAGAUCUUUCAACACUGUAUAUGCUUCAAGUAGUAUCAAAGGCAAUUGAUAUUUCUCUUGCAAAAGAAUUAAAAAAUCUUUUGUUUGGCUCUAGUCUUUGUUGCUUCAGUGAAGAAUGGAAAAUACAGAGUUUCACAUUUAAUAACAUACCACAGUUAAAAUAUGGCAUCGUGCAAAAAAAGGGUGGCCCAUGUGGAGUACUGGCUGCAGUUCAAGCUUGUGUCCUACAACAGCUUAUCUUUGCAGACAGUAACAGGAAUAAAGACACUCGUUGUCUUCAGCCUUCAGAAGUUCACCGGACCAAAUGCCUCACCAUGGCUAUCGCAGACAUAUUGUGGCGUGCAGGGGGCAAUGAAAAAGCAAUUAUAGCACUGCCAUCAGGAAGACAGCAGUUCACUCCCAUAGGAAAAUACAAGGCAGAUGGAAUCCUAGAGACUUUAAUACUACAUAGUGCCAGAAGAUAUGAAGAUCUGAUUGUAUUUCUUCAGCAGAAUAUUCACCAGUUUGAAAUUGGUCCCUGUGGGUGCAUCCUUCUGACUGUGUCUGUCAUUUUAUCAAGAUCUAUCAGUCUGGUGCGCAAUGAUUUUGAUGUGCUUACAAACCGAUUGAUUGGCAGUCAUGGCUAUUGUACUCAGGAAUUGGUGAACUUGCUUUUGACUGGCAAAGCUGUGUCCAAUGUUUUCAACAAUGAAAUAGAGCUGGACUCUGGAAAUGGCAAUAUCACAAUUUUGAAAGGUAUCACAAGCCGCAGUGAUAUUGGUUUGCUGUCUCUCUUUGAGCACUAUGAUGUUUGUCAGGUUGGCUGUUACUUGAAGACCCCUAAAUACCCAAUUUGGUUGGUAUGCAGUGAAAGCCAUUUCAGUGUGCUCUUUUGUUUGGAAAAGGAUUUACUAGGUGACUGGAAAACAGAGCAGAGAUUUGAUCUAUAUUAUUAUGAUGGCUUGGCCAACCAGGAAGAAGAGAUAAGAUUAACAGUUGACACAACUCAGAUGUGCGCUGAAGAAAAAGAAAAUGAUCUUACUCCUCCACUUGAGCAUUGUAUUAGGACAAAGUGGCAAGGAGCUGUUAUUGACUGGAAUGGCACAGAACCAAUCCUGUGACUGACCUGACCUGCACUUUAUUUGUAAAGACAAAAAGGAAAUGACUGAAUUAGCACAUUCCUAUUCCCACCAAUACAGGAAAUAGGACAAGAGUUGUGUGGUUUACAAUGAGGAAGAAUGACAUAGAUUGCAAGCUGGAAGAGUUUCACCUCAAUCACCUCGUGCUUCAGUUAUUUUGCUUAUAAUAUAAACAGUGCUUACAUAAAUUCUCUGUCACUGACUUUAACAUACAGCUUCUGAGAGCAGACUGAGUUUCCACCACCAAUAAAGGUUACAGAUGAAGCACUGAAGUCGUCAACGUCCCCUUGAGGUCUCUUUCUGGAUCCACUCUGUAUCCUGCAAUUGUUUCAAAGCAUCUGAUGAAAGAUGCUGAACCCAGAUUUCUGUCACUGUACAUUCCUUCUCUGUACUGCCUAGUUCUUCACUUACAAAACUCCAGUGCAAGUAUAAAAUAUCACACAAGAAAUAUAUUUUAAUUUCUUUACCUGAUAUUAGUAAGUCUAAUUUUGCAGUAAACGGAUUGGUAACCAUAGAAAUCAUGGUAACAUAUGAAGUUCUUCUUGUGUUAUAUGAUUUGCAGUAAGCAUUGUGGUUUUGUGUUAUCAGAAUAAUAACCCUAGUAUGUUCCUUAUACUGGGGUCAAUUGGUGUGUAACAGUGCCUCACACUGAUGUAGCUCAUUUUUCUUCUGGAUGAGAGAUAGCUGUAUCAAUAUCUUUACAUUUAUACCAUUGUAACUACCUAUAAACUAGUUUUAUUUACACCAAAGUGAUAGAUAAGAUCUGCAGUUUGCUUCUUCAUAAUUACAGGAAAACAGAAGAGCUGUUAGGUUUGAAAUUUAAAUGGUGCCUAUCUGUGAUAGAUACUGUUCAUGAUAAAUAAAGUGCACGUACUGAAAUGA